Exserohilum turcica Et28A is the source of this 741-nucleotide messenger RNA. RefSeq lists its product as uncharacterized. The transcript has a single exon. The record is from RefSeq and is a predicted model, not a curated record. NCBI's taxonomy places the organism in Eukaryota, Fungi, Ascomycota, Dothideomycetes, Pleosporales, Pleosporaceae. Bases 1 to 741 code for a protein of 246 amino acids.
AUGGAGGGCCCUGAAUACUUUGGGCAAAUCCUUGCCAACAUGGAUGCUGACGACGGCAGUAUUCUGCGAGCAACGGCUAUCGCUAGCGCAGUUGGCUUUCUGGAGUACUUCUACUGUGUCUAUCCUACACACAAGGAUGGCAGGGGCCCGUUUCCCCUCUGGAUGUAUCUCUUCUACCUGGCACAUGACUCGACCUGGUGCUACCUUCUGGCGCAGGAGGCACCAAAGUACAACAACCACAUCUUCUUGACAGGCACGUCCAAGGGCCUGGCGCUCUGGAGUGCACUCGAGAUAUAUUGCACUUACCGGCUUAUCGUGGUUGAGCGCGAGGGACUGUUCAGCCGGUCGCAGAGUGCGACGCGGCGUUUUCAAGCCUACAUUCAUGCUGCGCUGCUUCUGCUCGUGUUCUACGGCACUAUACUCUCUCUCAUCUACAUGGUUGGUCGCCAGGGCUGGAUGCAAUGGACCAUCUUCACCAACAUGGUCAUGGCGGUUGGCCCCGGUGCCUUGUGGCUGGAGCGUGGCUCGCGAAGGGGCACUUCGCUGGGCCUUGCUGCUGUCAUUAUCGUCGGCACUGUGAAUUCUUUCACGCCUUACUCGCAGUGGGUGCUUGCGGUCCCGGAAAUCUUUGACAACAAUCUUUACUAUGGUGCUGGCGUCGCUUGCACCUUGUACUCUGUGUACAAUUUCUACAUUGUGGCAUCUCUGCCCGAGGACGAUAAGAGUGGAAAGAAAGCGUAG